AUGUCUCUCUUCCUGCGAACUUUGUCUCUUAGACCUGCAUCGUUUUCUUUUUUCCUCUCUGCCACCGCCAUAUCCGCUUCAAACGCCGCCGUUUUAUCCUUUGUACCCAAACGGAGAAAUUUGAUUCCCGGAACCCGAAGAACUUUCUCUAAUUCCCCGGCCGCGACUGCCUCGUCCACCUCCGGCGACGCGGCAGUGAAGUCGAUUCCAAAUUCUCCGUCGGUUCUCCGGUGGGUGUCGCGCACAGAGCUUUGCGGCGAAUUAUCAGUCGAUGAUGUUGGUAAAAGGGUCCACCUUUGCGGAUGGGUUGCUCUUCACAGAGUCCAUGGAGGUCUCACUUUCCUUAAUCUUAGAGAUCAUACCGGCAUUGUCCAGGUUAGGACGCUUCCGAAUGAGUUUCCUGAGGCUCAUGGCUUGAUCAAUGACAUGAGGCUUGAGUACGUUGUUUCGGUGGAAGGUACUGUUCGUAGUAGGCCAAAUGAGUCCAUCAACAAGAAAAUGAAAACUGGACUCGUGGAGGUAGUUGCAGAGCAUGUUGAGAUAUUGAAUCCUGUGAGGUCAAAGCUCCCCUUCCUAGUUACUACUUCAGACGAGACAAAAGAUUCAAUUAAAGAAGAAAUUCGCUUAAGAUUUCGUUAUCUUGAUCUACGCCGUCAGCAAAUGAAGAAUAAUAUUGUUCUUCGCCAUAAUGUGGUGAAGCUGAUUAGGAGAUAUCUUGAAGACAGGCAUGGGUUUAUUGAGAUUGAAACUCCAAUACUCUCCAGAUCUACUCCAGAAGGCGCGCGAGAUUACCUGGUUCCCUCAAGAAUUCAGUCAGGAACAUUCUAUGCUUUGCCACAAAGUCCACAGCUCUUCAAACAAAUGUUAAUGGUCUCCGGUUUUGACAAAUAUUACCAGAUAGCAAGAUGUUUUAGAGAUGAAGAUCUAAGAGCUGAUAGGCAGCCUGAAUUCACUCAGCUUGAUAUGGAAAUGGCUUUUAUGCCUAUGGAGGACAUGCUGAAGCUGAAUGAAGAUCUUAUCCGUAAGGUCUUUUCAGAGAUCAAAGGUAUCCAGCUACCUGAUCCGUUCCCAAGGCUGACGUAUGCUGAUGCAAUGGAUCGAUAUGGCUCAGAUAGACCAGAUACAAGAUUUGAUCUUGCGUUGAAAGACGUGUCAAACAUUUUCACAAAAUCGUCCUUCAGGGUUUUUACGGAGGCCCUUGAAAGUGGUGGAAUCAUUAAGGUAUUAUGUGUGCCUUUGGGUGCCAAAAAGUAUUCCAACUCAGCCCUCAAAAAAGGAGAAAUUUACAGUGAAGCAGUAAAAUCCGGAGCAAAGGGUCUACCUUUCCUGAAGGUCUUGGAUAAUGGUGAGGUCGAGGGAAUUGCAGCAUUAGUUUCUAGUUUAGAUUCGGCGGGUAAAAACGAGUUGGCGAGACAAUGUGGAGCAGAGCCUGGUGAUCUUAUUUUAUUUGGAGUGGGUUCUGUUACUUCUGUUAAUAAAACACUAGACAGGUUAAGACUCUUUGUAGCCCAUGACAUGGAUUUGAUUGACCAAUCCAAGCACUCCAUUCUAUGGGUAACAGAUUUCCCAAUGUUUGAGUGGAAUGAACCAGAGCAGAGGCUUGAGGCAUUACAUCAUCCAUUCACAGCUCCUAGGCCUGAAGAUAUGGAUGACUUACCUUCUGCACGAGCUCUCGCCUAUGACAUGGUCUAUAAUGGGGUCGAGAUUGGUGGAGGAAGUUUAAGGAUAUAUAAACGGGACGUUCAAGAAAAGGUUUUGGAGAUCAUUGGCAUCUCAGCUGAAGAGGCUGAAGCAAAGUUUGGCUAUCUUCUGGAGGCUCUUGACAUGGGUGCUCCCCCUCAUGGUGGAAUUGCUUACGGAUUGGAUAGGAUGGUGAUGAUGCUUGGAGGUGCGAGUUCCAUAAGAGAUGUGAUUGCCUUCCCAAAGACAACCACGGCGCAAUGUGCCCUAACAAGGACUCCCUCAGAAGUCGAUCCACAGCAGCUUCAAGAUCUCUCUAUCCGCACCAAAUAA
This is a messenger RNA of Arabis nemorensis, 2013 nucleotides long. The record is from the annotation of a GenBank genome assembly. NCBI's taxonomy places the organism in Eukaryota, Viridiplantae, Streptophyta, Magnoliopsida, Brassicales, Brassicaceae.